Messenger RNA from Hevea brasiliensis (rubber tree), 3158 nucleotides. Its product is annotated as peroxisomal ATPase PEX6. Gene Ontology annotation, molecular function: ATP hydrolysis activity; ATP binding. The transcript is spliced from 17 exons. Bases 253 to 2754 code for a protein of 833 amino acids. The record is from RefSeq and is a predicted model, not a curated record. NCBI's taxonomy places the organism in Eukaryota, Viridiplantae, Streptophyta, Magnoliopsida, Malpighiales, Euphorbiaceae. Gene Ontology annotation, cellular component: mitochondrial outer membrane.
CUCUCCCACCACCUCUCAUCCGCCGCCACUCUCCACCGCGCCUUUCCACCCUCUAGUGUCUCCAGAUCCCACUCUUUCGCUAUUAGGCCACUUAUGAUCAUAAGUUUAUUUUUUUAUCAAAUAAAUUAUAUUUUUUUUAAUAAUUACUUUAAAUAAAUUAAUAAAAAAUAUAAUAAAAUAAUUAUAGGAUACACCUUCCACGAGUAACACAGACACGCGAGCGGUUGUGGCAACUCGCAUACCUCGGAUCAAAUGGAACACAAGCAUAUGCUGUUAUCGGCUUUGAGCGUUGGUGUUGGGGUGGGGGUAGGAUUGGGAUUGGCGUCGGGACAGAACAAAUUGAAUGCGACUCUUAACGCUGUAACCGCAGAGAACUUGGAGCAAGAAAUGUUCAGGCAAGUGAUUGAUGGCAGAGAAACCGGUGUCACCUUCGACCAAUUCCCUUACUACCUCAGUAAGCAGACCAGGGCAUUACUAACAAAUGCUGCAUAUGUUCACUUGAAGCAUGCUGACGUUUCCAAGUAUACCAGGAACCUUGCGCCUGCAAGUAGGGCUAUAUUGCUCUCAGGCCCUGCUGAACUUUACCAGCAAAUGCUUGCCAAGGCUUUAUCUCAUUACUUUGAAACUAAAUUGCUGCUGUUAGAUGUUACUAGCUUUUCUCUCAAGAUUCAGGGCAAAUAUGGCAGUACAAUGAAAGAAUCAUCUUUCAAGAGGUCUACUUCAGAAUCUACACUGGAGCGACUGUCUGGCUUCUUUAGAUCACUACCAAUCCAUCCUCAGAAGGAAGAACCAAAAGGUGGUCUACGAAGGCAAUAUAGUGGUGUGGAUAUUUCUUCAAGGGGCUUUGAAGGUUCCUCUAAUUCUCUUAAGCUAAGAAGAAAUGCCUCUGCAGCUAAUCUAAGUAGCCUAGCUACACAAUGCACUCCUGCAAAUACAGUUCCUUUGAAGCACAUAAGCAGUUGGUCUUUUGAUGAGAAGCUUUUUAUACAGUCCCUUUACAAGGUUUUGGCGUAUGUGUCUAAAGCCAGUCCGAUUGUGCUGUAUCUGAGGGAUGUUGAUAAGUUCUUAUCUAGGUCACAAAGGAUAUAUAAUUUGUUCCAGAAGAUGCUGAAGAAAUUGUCUGGAUCAGUGCUGAUCCUUGGUUCACAAAUUGUGGAUCUGGGCAAUGACAACAGAGAGCUGGAUGAGAGGCUUCUUGAUCUUUUUCCUUACAACAUUGAGAUAAGGCCUCCCAAAGACGAAAACCAUCUUGUAAGCUGGAAAGCCCAACUGGAGGCAGAUAUGAAGAUGAUCCAAGUUCAGGAUAAUAAAAGCCACAUUAUGGAAGUGUUGUCAUCAAAUGAUCUUGAUUGUGAUGAUCUUGACUUAUUAUGCGUGGCAGAUACAAUGGUUCUCAGCAACUACAUAGAAGAGAUUGUGGUGUCUGCAAUUUCUUAUCAUUUAAUGAAUAGCAAAGAUCCUGAAUACAGAAAUGGAAAACUUAUUAUAUCAUCCAAGAGUUUGUCCCAUGGACUGAGUAUAUUCCAGGAAUGCAAGUCUGUUGACAAAGAUACACUGAAGUUGGAAGCACAAGCCGAAAUGUCCAAGGAAUCCGGAGGAGUUGAGAUCAUUGGUGUGAAGCCAGAAACAAAAGUUGAUACCGUGAAACCUGAAAACAUAACUGAAGCAGAGAAGCCGGAUCCAGGGGUAAAGACAGAUGGUGACAAUUCUUUGCCAGCUUCAAAAGUUCUCGAAGUUCCUCCUGACAAUGAAUUUGAGAAGCGCAUAAGGCCUGAGGUCAUACCAGCAAAUGAGAUCAAUGUAGCAUUUUCUGAUAUUGGUGCAUUGGAGGAGACCAAAGAAUCCCUUCAAGAACUGGUGAUGCUUCCUCUUCGAAGACCGGAUCUAUUCAAAGGAGGACUUCUAAAGCCUUGUAGGGGAAUCUUGCUGUUUGGGCCUCCUGGCACAGGAAAGACAAUGCUGGCCAAGGCCAUUGCCAAAGAGGCUGGAGCAAGCUUCAUUAAUGUAUCCAUGUCUACAAUCACUUCAAAAUGGUUUGGGGAAGAUGAAAAAAAUGUUCGAGCUUUAUUUACACUGGCAGCCAAGGUUUCCCCAACUAUUAUUUUUGUUGAUGAGGUAGAUAGCAUGCUUGGGCAGCGGACCAGAGUUGGGGAGCAUGAAGCCAUGCGAAAGAUAAAGAAUGAGUUCAUGACCCAUUGGGAUGGGCUUAUGACAAAGCAGGGUGAGCGCAUACUUGUUCUUGCUGCAACCAACCGACCAUUUGACCUUGAUGAAGCAAUUAUUAGGCGUUUUGAGAGGAGAAUUAUGGUUGGACUUCCUUCCCCUGAGAACAGGGAAAUGAUAUUUAGAACUCUCUUGUCAAAGGAAAAGGUGGAAGGAGGACUGGAUUUUAAGGAGCUUGCUACUAUGACUGAAGGAUUUACAGGAAGUGACCUUAAGAACUUGUGCACAACUGCUGCUUAUCGGCCUGUUAGAGAGUUGAUACGGCAAGAAAGAUUAAAGGAUAUGGAAAAGAAACAGAGAGCUGCGGAAGCACAAAAGUUGGGCCAAACUGCAGCAGCAAAAGAAGACAACAAAGAGGACAGGGUAAUAACCCUUAGGCCAUUAAACAUGGAAGACUUCAGACAAGCGAAAAAUCAGGUUGCUGCUAGCUUUGCAGCUGAGGGAUCUAUAAUGAGCGAGUUGAAACAGUGGAAUGACUCGUAUGGGGAAGGGGGUUCGAGAAAAAAGCAGCAGUUGUCUUAUUUCUUAUGAUAUUGGGGUUGGGGAUAGAACCCACAUUCACGCUAGCUCCAUUUGCAUUUUCUGGGGAUAAUAGAAAGGAAAAUGCUGAUGAUGGCUUAAGGCGGCUUCUUGAUGGGAAAACUAGCACAGGGGUAAAGCCUGCGAUCACGUAAUAUUAUGUAGCUGAUUUGUGUGUGUAUAACGCUUCAGGUAGACCAGGUUUGCAGCUGCUUCAUGCUACACUCCACUGGGUAGAUAGAGGCCAUGCUGCCUAAUAGAAAUAAACCGGUGUCCUCCUCGCUGCUUUUUGUCGUAUUCUCUUAAUAUUAAUGUUGCAAGGCUGACAAGGUUUUUUUUUUUUUUCUGACAUCCUUGCAUUGCGGACAAAUAAGUAUUUUUAAAGAAGAAAACAAUGGCUAAGGCCAUUUUCAUUU